Molecule: messenger RNA, 1429 nt
Organism: Naegleria gruberi
Lineage: Eukaryota; Heterolobosea; Eutetramitea; Acrasida; Naegleriidae
Exons: 1
Coding region: 182-1411 (409 amino acids)
Cellular component (GO): cytoplasm
Source: RefSeq, a predicted model, not a curated record
CUCUUCAUCUUCGGAGCAAGAUUUAAAAGAAUUUGGUCUUGAAAGUAAUUAUUUUGAAGAAUAUCCUUGGAUUGGAGAACCAGAACAAAGAGUUGGUGAAAAUACUCCUGAUGAUAAUGAUCCAUAUUUUAACAAACUAGGAGGAAAUCCUGCUUGGAUCUCGGAGAGUGAACUUGAUAUUAUGGAAUUGAAGGGAAGAAGUGAUAAGGAUAUCGCAAACCUUGUUCCACAACUUCCAAAAUUAAAGUGUGGGAUUUGUUCAUCUAAAUUAUUCCUGGUCACCCAAUGCUAUGUUCCUAUUGCUGGCUAUGAUCGUUUUUUAUAUGUGUUUGGUUGUAAUAAUGCAAGUUGUAGUGAAAAGAGCAAUGCAUGGACCUGUUUAAGAACACAAUUCAAAGUAGAUGAAAAGAGGGUCGAAAAGCAAAAAAACAAGCCAAAAGAUCAAGUUAAAUUAGAAGUUAAUACCGAACAAGUUACGGAUUGGAAUCAAACAGUUGAUGACAAGGAGUUAGAUAAUUUACUUGCAAAUCAAGCUUCUUCUUUGCAAAAAGUAACCAAAAAGGAAACUACUAAGAAAAAGAAGAAGAAGGUUUCUUUGGCAGUUUCAGAAGGAAAUUUACCAUGUUUUGCUUUGGAUAUUUAUGAGGAACCAGAAGAUGAAGAAUUUCCAGAGGAUUCCCAAGAAAUGAAAUUAUUAAAGGAAUUGAAAAAUGAAGAAGUGAACGAAGGUGUUGAAGCUGAGGCAUUUGCAAAGAAAUUUAUGAGCGAAAAGAUUCAAGGAAUUAAUUUCAAGGAAACCGAAGAAGGUGAUAAAGUAGAAGGAGAGCAUAGUGAAGAAACAGAUGAUGAAACACAUGCUGAAACAAACCAAGGAGUUGAAAUUCCUGAGUCUCAAAAGAUUAGUCUUGCUUUUGUACACUUUCAAACUAUUCUUGCAAAAUGCCCUAACCAGUCAAUAAGAUGGCAAUACGGUGGUAAACCAUUAUGGGUUUCUGAUGCACCUACAGAUCUACUUUCAAAAUAUGUACAGAUUAAGAAAAAACUAAUGGAAGAAAAGGCACAAAGAGUAGCUUUAAAAGAUUCUGAACACAGUGAUGAUGAGGACGAAUUGGAUCACGAACAUGAUUUAGAGCCAAAUCCUUCAGAUUACAUUCCAAAAUGUGACAAGUGUGGCGCUCCUAGAGUUUUUGAACUUGAGAUUUUACCUACUCUAAUUUAUCAAUUACAGGUAGAUAAAUACGUAAAGAAGGGUGUGGAGGAAGGAAUGCAAUUCGGUUGUGUAUGCAUUUUUACUUGUAGUAAUCCUGGAUGUGAUGGUUAUUCAGAACAGGAGAGAAAGCAGUUAACCCCUAAUGUCACUCCAAAGCUAAAAUACUCCAAGGAAUAUAUUUUUGUACAACCAGGUCAAUAAACUUUUUUAUUUUCUCUU